AUGUUGUCUCCAACAUUAUUUCAACUUGCCGACAAGUCAGCAGCUCAAAACAUUCAUUAUGAGAAAAUUCCACUUGAGUUUAUUUUAGAUUCAAAAGCCAGCAAUGAAGUAGUGAGACAGCUUUUAAAAUUGGAUCCGAAAAACAUUAAAAAAUUGGAAACCUGUAAAAAACAGCUAUCAAGACUGACAGAACUGGAUUUAAAGAAGUGUAAAAUUGAUGUGGAAGGAAUUUUGAAUUUGAAAAACUUCAAAUUGAAUUCUCUGAAUUUUGGAUACUUGUACCAUUUGAAGACGGAAUUUCCGGAUCCAUCAAACUCAUCUGGAAUUGACAUUGUGAGUUUAUUGAAAAGAGCAGUGAAUACACAAGAAAUGAUGAUCCAUUUGGGAUUUUCUGGCGAGGAGGACAAGCGUACAUUCUUCCACCAACGCAAACUCUCAAAUCUCUGUAGUUCGUUUCCCAAUCUUCGAAUCUUGGAUAUUUCUUUUGCGAGAGGUCUAACAACUAUGGAAGGAAUCAAAAAUCUCAAACACCUGCAAAAAUUGGUGAUGCGGGGGAUAGAACUCGAAGACAUUUAUGGAUACAAAGAGUUGUCCGAUUUGAAGAAUUUAAGGGUUUUAGAUGUUUCGGAUUGUGACGAUGAUUCCUAUCGAGUGAUUAGAAGUCUAUUGACUUCUGAUGUCCGAAUGAAAAAUUUGGUGUUUCUGGAUUGUUCAAUGACAUGGGUCAAGGAUUAUGAAUUGAAAGAAUUUGUUAAGCAAAACAGACGCUCUGAAAUGGCGAAUUUACCACUUCUGGUGACAAGGAAAAGGACCGUGAUGCUGCACAUAAAAGGACAAAGAAUUACUAUGCCUUCCACUGAUGUCAAAGUUUACGGAUUUUAUCGGGAUUCAACUCAAACGGAAGUGUUAGUGGACAUGGAGCUUUUGAAACAUCUGAGUGAGACAUUGCUUCCUACACUGAAUGUUGCCAAGUCUUGUCCACUGCUUCAUCUUCAAGAUGACUCAACGAUCUCAAACUCUCGAGAUUUAUGA
This is a messenger RNA of Caenorhabditis briggsae, 1032 nucleotides long. The record is from RefSeq and is a predicted model, not a curated record. The coding region runs from base 1 to 1032 and encodes 343 amino acids. The transcript is spliced from 6 exons. Gene Ontology annotation, cellular component: Cul2-RING ubiquitin ligase complex. Lineage: Eukaryota; Metazoa; Nematoda; Chromadorea; Rhabditida; Rhabditidae.